Corythoichthys intestinalis (scribbled pipefish) is the source of this 1515-nucleotide messenger RNA. It is a transcript of the gene slc35a2, whose product is annotated as solute carrier family 35 member 2. The transcript is spliced from 6 exons. Bases 214 to 1311 code for a protein of 365 amino acids. The record is from RefSeq and is a predicted model, not a curated record. Gene Ontology annotation, molecular function: UDP-galactose transmembrane transporter activity. Gene Ontology annotation, biological process: pyrimidine nucleotide-sugar transmembrane transport. Gene Ontology annotation, cellular component: Golgi membrane. NCBI's taxonomy places the organism in Eukaryota, Metazoa, Chordata, Actinopteri, Syngnathiformes, Syngnathidae.
UUUCAAUGUGAUUCUGACAGCGCAUGGAUACAGUGGCAAGUCGUCAGCUCACUGAACCCUACCGGUCAUCUACCCGGUCCUGCCGCAGCCUUCCGCCCUGGUUGAGACGUUGUAGACCCGAAGCUCGCUCCAUCAGCCCCGAGCAGUUGGUCCUCCGCUUUUCUUGACGCCGCGAGUCGUCGCAAGCGGGCCGUUAGCUGGACAGGCAUUAGCAUGGUCGACAGUAAAGCCAACCUGGUGGCGGCGGAUGGGACGACGAAGCGGGGACAGGGUGAAAUGAACUUCAAGCUGAAGUACAUAAGUCUGGCUGUACUGGUGGUCCAGAAUGCAUCACUCAUUCUCAGCAUCAAAUAUGUGCGCAUGUUGCCGGGCGAGAAGUUCCUCGCCACAUCGGCCGUGGUCAUGGCGGAGAUCCUCAAGGUGCUGACGUGUGUUCUCAUCAUCCUGCUGCAGAAGAGAUUCAAUAUGAAGGAGACAAUAUCGUGUCUGGUGAACGCCAUCUUUCAGGAGGAUGUACUGAAGCUAGCCGUUCCGUCUCUCAUCUACACGCUGCAGAACAACUUGCAGUACAUCGCCAUCUCCAAUCUUCCUGCUGCCACGUUCCAGGUGACGUACCAACUGAAAAUCCUGACCACGGCAAUCUUCAGUGUGCUGAUGCUGAAGAAGACUCUGUCCAAAGUGCAGUGGCUUUCACUACUGCUGCUCUUCAUUGGUAUUGCCAUUGUACAGGUUCAGCUGGGGGGCACCAAGGAGCAAGUGAGAGCCAAUCAGAACUACGUAGUUGGCCUGUUGGCUGUGAUCAUCAGCUGUAUGUCAUCGGGAUUCGCCGGCGUCUACUUUGAGAAGAUCCUCAAGGGCAGCUCAGCGUCGGUGUGGGUGCGCAACGUGCAGCUGGGCAUCUUUGGCACUGUGCUUGGCAUGCUUGCGCUCCUGUGGAAUGACGGCGCCACUGUGGCCAAUUUAGGCUUCUUCUCUGGUUACACGUCAAUGGUGUGGUGCGUCAUCCUCAACCAGACGUUCGGUGGCCUCCUGGUGGCUGUGGUGGUCAAGUACGCCGACAACAUCUUGAAAGGCUUCGCCACCUCCUUCUCCAUCAUCAUCUCCACCGUCAUGUCCAUUUACCUGUUCGAUUUCCAAGUGGACCAACUGUUUACUGUCGGCACCGGGCUGGUCAUCGCCGCUGUCUACAUGUACAGCCUACCUAAACCCUCAGUCAACCUCAAUUCAUCUUCCUCGGCUACGAGAACUGAGGAGGACGCCAAAGUGGAGGCCUUGCAGACAAAGUGCGACAAGAAGCAGAAAGGAUCAUAAGAUGCUCGUGUCUUCACCUGACUGACGCCCGCCAUCUUGGACUAUGGUAGUCUUUUGGAGGACAUGGGUCUUUUUUUUUUUUUUUUUUGCUAUAGCAAUUGAAGUAGUGUUUGAAUACUGCAUGUAUCUGUUUUUUUUAAAUAUAUGUGUAAAAAUGUCCCCAUUUCAAGUAAAACGAGCACUAAUGUGCUAUGACCAGCUGAA